CAGGCACCACAGUUCCUGUAGAGAAUGUAGAGCGCUCACUAUGCUUUUGUUUACCGGCUCAAGGGAAUGAACUUUGCAUUGAAAUUCCGGCUCUGGAGGAGAUUUAGACAGGGUUAAUUCUUCCGAUUGAAUGGUGAAUUGAUAUGGCUUCGAAUCAACGUCUGCAGCAUCGAUUCCUUGUCCUAAGGAAACUUGGACAAGGAACUUAUGGAAAAGUGCAAUUAGCUUUAAAUAAAGAGACCAAUCAAGAGGUUGCUAUCAAAACCAUUAAAAAGGCUAAAAUUGAAAAUGAAGAAGACAUGCUUAGAAUUCGACGGGAAAUCCACAUCAUGACAUCCAUUCGCCAUCCUCAUAUAAUUCAUAUUCACGAAGUUUUUGAAACGAGGCAAAAAAUCGUAAUUGUUAUGCAAUAUGCCAGUGGUGGCGAAUUAUAUGAUUAUCUCGGAUGUCAUGAGACACUGCCAGAUUCGGAAGCCAGAAGGUUAUUUCGGCAGAUAGCAUCAGCCAUCUACUACUGCCAUAAGAACAAAAUAUGCCACAGAGAUCUGAAGUUGGAAAACAUCUUACUAGAUGAUCAAGGAAAUGCUCAGAUAGCCGAUUUUGGACUUUCUAACAUCUUCGAUGACAGAAGACGAAUGAACACAUUUUGUGGAAGUCCACUGUAUGCACCGCCAGAAAUUGUCAAAGGCUUACCUUACAAAGGGCCGGAGGUUGAUUGCUGGAGCUUAGGUGUACUUUUAUACACUUUAAUUUAUGGCACCAUGCCGUUCGAUGGUAGGAAUUUCAAAGAACUUGUGACACAGAUUUCUGAAGGAAGAUAUGAAGAGCCAGUUUCCAAAUCAAAUGCGAGUGGCUUGAUUCGUCGCCUGUUAACACCUGAUAUCUCCAGAAGAGCUACAAUUUAUGACAUAUGCAAAGACUCUUGGGUUAAUCAAGGCUAUGCAGAAUCUCUUUCAAUUGUUGCUGAGAAGAUGGCGUUGGAAGCUGUUCUUAAAACUAAAAACUUACGAGUUGCUCACCUUGUUUCCCAACCGAACAAUACCAAAAAUGGAUCUAAGCAAUUAAUUAGUCAAAAAGAUACAGCGCAGCAAAAAGAAAAACAUUCCGUGACAAAUAAUGGUCAUUCUGAUAUAUUAAGUUCCAUCAACGAUCAAAUUUCACAAAAAACUUCUCUUCAUGAACAAAUUCUAAAUUAUGAUGUAAGUUUCAUCAUAAAUAAACUUUUAGUGGCAGUUGAAUCUGCUUUGAAAACCUCCUCAGCAGAAAAUAACACUCAGAUGACAAAACUCCCGAUGAAUGAAUUAAUACAUCCAGCUCUCAAAUCGUGGCCUAAAAAUGGCGAAAAUAAUUUAGCAAGUAAAGUGGAUUCUGCAUAUGUUAUUCCUAUUUUCGAAGUUACAAGUGUUGUACCAAAAAUAUCUGCAAAAAUGAAGAAAAAUUUAAAUAACAAAGAGACCACACAAAACACAAUUUUGAAUGGUUCUGCAACACAUAAAAUGGAAACGCAUCUCCAAACAGACAUUAAAAACAAAGAAUUGACCGAAGAAAAGAAAGAAAUCUUAAACCACACUAUAACAACAGGUGCAGAAGUGUCAUUGAAUCUUCAAAAAGAAUUGACAAAUCCAGCUACGGUGAGCGAAAAUUCUCAAAAUAUGGAAACAUCCAAACCUAAUAAUCAAAAUGAUGUCAAUGAUCAGUGUCUUCAAGUUAAGAAGAAUCAUCAGGAAAAUAUGUUACAUCGAAAUCCAUCGGUUAAAAUGAAGACAUCUUUGGAAAAUCAAUUGUUUGGUCAAAAGCACUUUGGACUCUUUUUUAGAGGAAAAAAUAAUGCACUUAGUUUAGCACGAAUAUUCUCUAUGAAAUAUGAAAAACGACCUUCGGUAAAAUCAUCAAAUCCUAAGAAGAAACCUCCCGGAAAAAUAGAGAUACCGCCUACAUUCGACCCCUCGAUAUUGCCUACGUUACCUAGCGCAACUGAGGAGAAAAAACAUAUCGUUCUUUUUCCAACAGUAAGUGUUUCAGAAAACAAACAAAAAAUUGAAAAAAAGAUUGAAAAAAUUAAAAAGGCUGCUCUUAACAGGAAUUUAAUUCUACGUUCCAAUUCUACAAAUAGAUUGAAAAUACAAAAGUACUUAAAAUCCUUUCAAGCGAAGAAGAUACAAGAUAUGGUCUGUGAAGAACAAAGAAGUAUAAAUAAUAGCACGGAACACAUGAUUAACUUUCCAGAGACAUAUUUCGGUAAUUUGUUAAAUGCUAAAAUGCACAACAAAAAAAUGAAUUUUGCAACUGAAAAUGGUCUGGAUAUUAACUUUCAGUUCAAUGGUCUAGAUACAGAAUCUAAUUGUGGAUUUUUGAUGUUAGCUAAAUCUAAAUCCGAUAUUCAGUUCCCAGUUCAUGUCUCAAACUGCUCUACAGCUUAUAACAAUUAUCUGAAUAAGAAUUUCAGUUCUUUUCUUUGCGUACCGAAUUCUGAGUGCACCACAAAACUAUCCAGAUCAGUAAGUGAUUCGGAAGGAUUGAACAAUUACAAAAAUAUGAUGAUGUCUGAAGUAAAUACAGAAGAUUUCAAAGUUUUAGAAACCAUGGAAAAUAUACCUAGUAUUAAAAUUGAAACAUCUACCCAAGGUACGUCCUCUUAUGGAAGUAGCGAAACAUGUGAAAAGGAAAACAUUUAUCAAAAUGAACCAGUUUUUAAAUAUUUAAACUUUUCCAGAAAUGGUAUCAGUAUAGAACAGUGUAAGGAAUAUUUGUUGAGUUUGAAAGCUUCCUACACAGAAACUGGAAAUCAAAAAUCCGUUAAUAUUCCGAAUAUACAUGAUGCUACAAAUGUCCAUAAAGUAAACGGAAUAGAUGCAUUUCAUGAGCAAAACAUUUCAUCAAAUCUUUCUGAAAAUAGAACACUGAACUACGAAAACAAUAACAAUGACGUUUCUUUAUAUGAUGAUGUAUUUAAUGCAGUUAAUGGAUUUCCUUUGACAACGGAGACAAAUAAUUGCGAUUCAAAUCAAAAAGGUGUAAGAAGACGAAAUACAUUUAGUUGUGUUCAAGACUGUGGUGACAUAGUUAUGCAUGCAAUCGAACAAAUGCGCGGGAAAAGUGUCGACAGCUGUUCUGAAUUUGAUGACUACAUUCGAAUUUCCCAAAGCGAGCAAGAAUUGCAGUUCUCUCGUUCAAAAGAUGAAACCAAAUUUUCAAGUUCUCCAAAUUUAUGUGGCCUCCCUGCCAGUAAAAGACCUAAUUUCAAAUGGUUUGAUGAAAAUGCAAGUAUUACUAAUCAUAAUAUGAGAAAUGAUAAUUUAAUAAAUAGCAUUUGUGAGGAUACACCGACUGACUCUUCACAAACAAAAGAAAAAAGUGAUUUUCUAAAAAGAAUACUGCAAGCAUCGGGUCCUUCCAAUGAUUUAUCAUCCAGACGAUUCAACCGAACUGGUAAUUCGAUAAUAGGUGAAGACAGCUAUAUCUACAAUGAAAAUAGUGAGUUCCUUAACGAAAGAAGAUUGCCGUUUCAACAGCCAAACAAAUCUCAAUUUUUGUCAAAAUUUUUAAACGAUUUAGAAAACAAAACGAAUACAAAUGUAGUGAAUGGUAAUCAAAGUCCAAGACGCUAUACAAGAAACAUUUUUGCACCAGGUAAGCGGUCAAAAUUAGAAAAAAGAAGUAAGUCUUUCCUGCAGCUUUUAUCUUUGAAGCGAAUUCAAGAAGCAGAGAAAGAGAUAGAAAGAGUAGAGAGAGAAGUCAAAAUGGAUGAAGAAGAAAAUGCAGGCUCACUUCUUGAAGCACUAAAAACCCAUGGAUACAAAGGAGUCCUUUCGCAAAGAUUCCAGGGAACAGAAGACAAUUCAACAGAUACAUUUAAUCUGUACCAUUCAAAAAGUCCUUUCUUAAGGAGAAAAUUUUCUACUGAAUUUCCUCGCUUCAAUUCCAUGUAUUAUGACAAUUUAACACAAUUCGCUGUGCCGACUUAUGAAAUGAAUGAUUUAGAUAUGCUUAAUGGUUUUUCAUUAAGGCCUCUUGAAAUGUACCCUGACUUCAGACAAAAUUCACAAAAACAAUUUGUCAGCGACUGGUUGGCAGCAACUCGUGAGAAUGAAGAAUUCUUCACACCACAGAAUGUAGAACCAGAUUUGUCGUAUUCAGAAAGUGAUAAUCAUAAUGCCACAAAAGAAAUAGAAAAUGAAUCAAGUUUUGGAAAAGAAAGUUCAAGAUCUUUCGAAGACGAAACUUCAUCAUCAGAAUCGUUAGAUACACCUAAAGAUAUUACGAAAUCUACAUUAGCAAACGAGUCGAAUAAAAUAAGAGAUUACAUUGGAGACAAUUCAAUAUUGCCAAACUAUAAGAGAGGUGAAAGAAAUCAGGUAAGAAGAACUUCAUCAACAUCUGAAGAUGAAACAGGGGAAUCUGUGCAGGACAGGAUUUGGAGGAAAAGUUUUUAUUCGAGGUUUAAUAAUUCAGCACUGUCAAGAAAAGAAAGAUCUGGUUUUAUAGACUUGCCAUUUUUACCAGAAAGUCGAGCUGGAUUCAGUGGUAGUUUAUCACCUUUUAAAGUAACUUAUCGGGAUGGAACUGAUGUUAUGAAAACAAAUGGAUAUGAUCAUGAUCCACAAUCGAAAAGAAUUCAUGCUACUAAAAAGUAUUCUUCGACAAAUGAAAAUGGAUCAACUGAGUUCGUAAAAGUUAAACCUUCUAAGUUUUCAAGAAGUAUUUCUGUUGAAAGAACUGAAAACACAGAAAUGGAGGCGAAAUUCGAUGACACAGAACCAGAACACUGAUCAAGAAUUAUAUAGAUUUAUUGUUCAGUGAUAAUUUAUGAUAACUUGCUUUCGAAUGAACUUCAAAUAAUGCAAAAUGUAAAACCAAAAAUAUAUCAUUAAAUUAAACUAUUCAUUUUUAUUUAAAA
Molecule: messenger RNA, 4897 nt
Organism: Argiope bruennichi
Lineage: Eukaryota; Metazoa; Arthropoda; Arachnida; Araneae; Araneidae
Product: probable serine/threonine-protein kinase MARK-A
Exons: 7
Coding region: 144-4769 (1541 amino acids)
Biological process (GO): intracellular signal transduction; protein phosphorylation; microtubule cytoskeleton organization
Cellular component (GO): cytoplasm
Molecular function (GO): ATP binding; protein serine/threonine kinase activity; tau-protein kinase activity
Source: RefSeq, a predicted model, not a curated record